This is a messenger RNA of Neurospora tetrasperma FGSC 2508, 852 nucleotides long. RefSeq lists its product as uncharacterized. Bases 1 to 852 code for a protein of 283 amino acids. NCBI's taxonomy places the organism in Eukaryota, Fungi, Ascomycota, Sordariomycetes, Sordariales, Sordariaceae. The transcript has 3 exons. The record is from RefSeq and is a predicted model, not a curated record.
AUGAACUUGCUAUCCUCGGACCUCAGACAAAGACCCGCAUGGACCGAAGUCGUCUUUCAGCUGCUUCAUCAGCCAGGAGGGCAGUGGCAAGAGACUGAGCUGCGCUACAACGACAUCACCCUCAUGGUUCCCAGCGGAAAUAGUUAUCGGGUCCUGCGUCUUCUGUUAUACUCGGCUGUUGAUGUCGGCAAGGCAAGGACGAUGCAGUGGAUCGGCGGAUUAUAUGAUUUCUGUCGCUCGGAUCGAAGUGAUGCUUCGCAGGCAAAGAUUGUUUAUGCGCUUGAGACCGACGAGGAAGGAAAGGAAAAGGGGAUGGAGGGGUUCAUGAAGUUGCAGAUUAGUCUCCUCUCAACUCAAAACCCACCCCUCUCCUCCAUCCCCAUCCUCCCCAUCUCCCACCCUGCAGACCUCCCAUCACUCCUCUCUUCCCUCCAACAACCACCACCAUCCUCUACUCCAGCACCGGCACAAGCUCACAUCCCAAUCCCUCCAACUACCCACGCUCACCACCACCCAAAUAUCUAUCACCACCCAGUAGCACCCUACGUCAACACCUCCAUCCCCAGCAGAGACACCCUCCUCCCGCUCUGCACCGUCCCCACCGCCACCCACCGCAACCGGGCCCGCUCUUAUAUACUCUUUCACCCUCUUUCCCCUCAAUCAUGCGCAAUCCUCAGCGGUCCAAUCUUCAGAAACUUCCCCGGCCUCCGAGAUCUCCUAGAGCUAGUCGAGACGCCAGAGGGGAAAGAACAAAUCAGGAACGCAAUGGCGCUAGCUUCGGGGGGUAAUGAGCAGGUAGAAGUGGAAGUUGAGAGGUUUUUGGCUUUUUGGGAACAUGAGUUUGCUGUUUAG